AUGUGUUUGGAUGUUGCAACAAACUUGGGUUCCCAAGGUAAUGAAAAUUUGCGUGGUUUAGUUGAUAUAGAUAUCAUUGAUCAAGGUAAAAUUGACAAGAAUCAAGAUGGAGAUUCAAAUUCAGAUGCUCAACAAGCUAUGAAUUUUCUUAGUGAAUCUUGGGCUAACAUGGAUAAGAGAGAUGAGAUUCUUGAUUUGGAUGAAAACACUAGUCAACCAUUUCAAUUGGUGGUUCCAAGAAAUAGGAAGCACAAUAAGAAACUGCCUGAGGCAUGCAAAGGUUUAAAGUACCGAGGACAAGAAAAUAUGGUUUCUUCUCCAUCAAUUUAUUCUCUCCUAGCCAUCAUUUCUUUACUAUUUCAUCUUUUCUUUAUUUCAUCCAUUACAGCCCAAAAUAAUGGAUUCACUGUAAAACUAUUUCGAAAACCCUCUUCCUAUUCACGUUCACAUCUCAAUGAUGUACAUGCACCUGUACAUGCCUAUAUUGGCCAUUAUCUCAUGGAGUUGAACAUUGGAACUCCACCAGUGAAAAUAUCAGGCAUUGCAGAUACAGGAAGUGACCUCACAUGGACCUCAUGUGAGCCUUGCGUAGGGUGCUACAAACAAAUCGAACCUCUGUUUAAUCCUCUAAAAUCUUCCACUUACAGUAAUGUCUCAUGCAAUACUCCUUUAUGUGACAAACUUGACACAAAGGAAUGUUCCCCCGAGAAGCGUUGCGAUUACACCUAUGCCUACGCAAGUAGUUCCGUAACAAAAGGAGUUCUCGCACAAGAAACAAUUACCUUAACAUCAAACACAAACGAACCUCUUUCUCUUAAAGGUAUUCUUUUUGGUUGCGGACAUAACAACACCGGAGGUUUCAAUGAUCAUGAAAUGGGUAUAAUCGGUCUCGGAAGAGGACCGGUAUCAUUCGUUUCUCAACUAGGUCCUUUACUCGGAGGCUUAAAGUUCUCUCAGUGUUUGGUUCCAUUUCUCACGGAUAUUAACAUUUCAAGCAAACUGAGUUUUGGAAAAGGUAGUGAAGUUUUAGGGCAAGGGGUGGUUACUACACCAAUGGUUCCUUCUCCCACACAAGACAAGACACCGUAUUUAGUUACAUUACAAGGCAUUACUGUGGAAGAUAGUUAUUUGCCAUUUAAGACUUCAGGGACUGUUGCAAAGGGUAACAUGAUGAUUGAUUCAGGCACACCACCAACUAUACUACCUAAUGAUUUGUAUGAAAGAUUGGUUAAUGAAGUUAAAAAGAGGGUUUCAAUGGAACCUAUUACUGAUGAUCCAAGUUUGGGAAAUCAGCUUUGUUAUCGUACAGACAGUAGACCUAAUGGGCCAAACCUAACCUUUCAUUUUGAAGGUGCGGAUAUUGUUUUAACUCCGAUUCAAAUUUUCAUUCCACAAAUAGAAAAAGUUGGUGUUAUUUGCUUGGGAAUGACCAAUAAUAGUGCUGAGGGAGGGAUUUAUGGUAAUUUUGCACAAUCAAAUUAUUUGAUUGGGUUUGAUCUAGAAAAAGAAGUGGUGUCUUUUAAGCCAACUGAUUGUACUAAAGAUUAGAGGUCAUACAAAGUGAAAGUCAUGUAUUUG
This is a messenger RNA of Vicia villosa (hairy vetch), 1578 nucleotides long. RefSeq names its product aspartic proteinase CDR1-like. Bases 1 to 1548 code for a protein of 515 amino acids. Gene Ontology annotation, molecular function: aspartic-type endopeptidase activity. Gene Ontology annotation, biological process: proteolysis. Gene Ontology annotation, cellular component: extracellular region. The record is from RefSeq and is a predicted model, not a curated record. NCBI's taxonomy places the organism in Eukaryota, Viridiplantae, Streptophyta, Magnoliopsida, Fabales, Fabaceae. The transcript is spliced from 3 exons.